Molecule: messenger RNA, 711 nt
Organism: Lodderomyces margitis
Lineage: Eukaryota; Fungi; Ascomycota; Pichiomycetes; Serinales; Debaryomycetaceae
Gene: MED7
Product: mediator complex subunit
Exons: 1
Coding region: 1-711 (236 amino acids)
Biological process (GO): regulation of transcription by RNA polymerase II
Cellular component (GO): mediator complex; core mediator complex
Molecular function (GO): transcription coregulator activity
Source: RefSeq, a predicted model, not a curated record
AUGUCAGCUUCAAACAGCGAGGACCUAAUAUCAUCCUUGUAUCCCCCGCCACCACCAUUUGUGAAAUUUUUCACUGCCGAAAACUUGGAUAAAUUAGAGGAAACUCGCAAAGCAAACUCAAGUAAAGUAAAAGAAGGUGAUAACAAUGACACCGAGGAGGAUCUACAAGGGGAACUCAAAUUCUUGGUACCUCCAAAGAUGCCAUCAGGAUCUCAGUAUAGAGGUUACGGAAAUAUAUGGUCAUUCAAGGACAAACUACCGAAUUUAAAAGAUACUCAAUGGGAGCAGCUUUAUGACGAUGCCAAUUUGACAUCAGAGACAAAGAUUAGUGAAUUGCACAAGAUUAUGGACUCGUUGUUGCUUAAUUUUAUUGAGUUGAUUAGUAUUUUAAGUGUUGAUCCUCAACAAUUUGAACCAAAAGUGAAGGACAUGAGUUUGUUGUUGAUAAAUUUCAAUCAUUUGUUAAAUACCUACAGACCACACCAAAGUAGAGAGAGUUUGAUAAUGAUGUUGAAGAGACAAAUACAGGCGAAAAGGGCUGAAAUUGAAAACAUUGAAUCUGUGUGCAAAAACGUAAAAUCUAAAAUAAUGAGCAUAGCUGAAGACGACGUUGAUAUGAAUGAGAACGAAAGUGAUGAAAAGGUGGUGAGUGAUUACGAUGGAAAUGUAGAGAAAGAUAAAAUAGUGAAUCAACUUCUACAAAAUGUAUAA